AUGGUUGGCUCUCAGAGUUUUGUUUUAGCUGGGAAACUUCGCUUCCUGAAGACUGAGCUCAAAAGAUGGAAUAAGAAGGUGUUCAAGAAUUUAGAAUGGAGGAAGAAAAGGGCGGUUGCUGAUAUUGCUGAGAUUGAUUGGUUGGAAGGGGUGGGCGGUAUUGUGGAUUUUCAGCGUACCCAGAGAGCAAAGAGUCAGGCGGAGUUUGCGCUCGCUAAUGCCAAUAGGAAGGACAACCAUAUUGGGCGGAUAAGUGUGGAUGGAGUGGAGAUAUGUAGGAAGGAGGACGUGUGUAGGGGGAUUGUUUCUUAUUAUCAGAGGCUCCACUCUGAGACUGAGGAAAUGUUAAAGGCGUUUAAGAGCUGCAAUGGUGGCAAGUCUCCAAGUCCGGACGGAUUUAAUAUGAGAUUUUUGCUGGAGAGCUGGGAAGUGGUUAGAAGUGAGGUUAUGGGCACUUUUCAGAAGUUUUAUUCUCAUAGGCGGUUUGAGAAGUCGUUGAACACUUCCUUCAUUGCCCUCAUCCCUAAGAAGGGUGGAGUUUCUGAUGUUAAGGAUUUUAGACUAAUAAGUCUUAUGGGGUGUAUUUAUAAGCUUAUUGCUAAAGUUCUUACUUUAAGAAUGAGGGAGGUGCUUGAUGGGGCUAUUUCAGAGUCCCAUAACGCUUUUGUUGGUGGUCGACAGAUUCUUGACUCCGUUCUUAUUGCCAGUGAGUGUGUGGAUUCUAGGCUGAGCAGUGGUGUACCGAGAGUUCUGUGCAAGCUUGAUAUCGAGAAGACGUAUGAUCAUGUCAGUUUCUUUGGUAGCUCUCGUGGUUUGAGACAAGGCGAUCUAUCAUCUAUCUCCGUUUUUAUUCCUCAUUAUUAUGAGUUGUUGGGUAGGGCAGAGGAUCUGGGUUUUAUCAGGGGCUUUAGGGUCGGUAGAGACUUGGGUCAUCAGAUGGAGAUCUCUCAUUUACUGUUUGCGAAUGACACUUUGGUUUUUUGUGAUGUUGAUGUGUCCCAGUUAAGAUAUUUGAGGUGUGUCCUAGUUUAUUUUCAGGCAGUUUCUGGUUUGAAAAUUAAUGUAGGAAAGAGUAUGCUUACCCCUGUAAGGGAGGUUCAGGACACCGCAUCUCUUGCUGCAGUUCUUGGGUGUGGGGUGGGCUCUUUUCCUAUCUCCUAUUUAGGUUUGUCGUUGGGUGCUCCGUCAAGGAGGCUGGGAGGUAUAUCUACUCAUAGUUGGGUUCACUAUUCACACGAUCUUACUCUUCCCUCCUCUAGUACUACACCUGUGCUUAUUAGGGAAUAUCUUUCUGUUAUUGGUGAUCCUUCUAGUGAUCUAUUCAUUUUCCAACAUAUAUUUACUGUGGAAAGAAGGGUUCGAAAUUUCAAUGUUAAUUAA
Cornus florida is the source of this 1380-nucleotide messenger RNA. RefSeq lists its product as uncharacterized. NCBI's taxonomy places the organism in Eukaryota, Viridiplantae, Streptophyta, Magnoliopsida, Cornales, Cornaceae. The record is from RefSeq and is a predicted model, not a curated record. The transcript has 5 exons. Bases 1 to 1380 code for a protein of 459 amino acids.